AUGGACCAAAACUUUUUGACUCAAUUUGAAAAGCAGGUUGAAAGUGAUGUAUAAAAGCUAGGGGGCCAGCUUUAUGAAUUAACCUAAAAUUUUGUAGAUAUAUGUAAUUAAAAGCAUCCAUAACAAAUAGAUGAUUAUGUGUAAUGUAGAAAUUAGAGAGAUGUUUUUUUGAGAUAAGAAUUGACUAAUCUCUCUUUAAGAGUCAAGUAUGUUAAAUACAAAACCGAAGAAUGCUGCGAUAUUAAAGGCUACAAUGGAAUUGUCGAAUGCUCUGACUUAUUUAAAUAAAAACUUAAUGAAUAAUAUUUAUUGACCUUCAAAAACCUUAAUAACUAUAACUGA
Messenger RNA from Tetrahymena thermophila SB210, 342 nucleotides. RefSeq lists its product as hypothetical. NCBI's taxonomy places the organism in Eukaryota, Ciliophora, Oligohymenophorea, Hymenostomatida, Tetrahymenidae. The record is from RefSeq and is a predicted model, not a curated record. The transcript has a single exon.